This is a messenger RNA of Anopheles maculipalpis, 353 nucleotides long. RefSeq lists its product as uncharacterized. Bases 3 to 344 code for a protein of 113 amino acids. The record is from RefSeq and is a predicted model, not a curated record. The transcript has 2 exons. Lineage: Eukaryota; Metazoa; Arthropoda; Insecta; Diptera; Culicidae.
UCAUGGCAAAGUUGUUGGUAGCUUGUGUUAUUCUUACCGUUGCCCUGUUCGGUUUGAUCCAUGCGUCGGAUCUAAUUCUGGGCACGGUCAAUCCUGGUGAUCGUAUCCUCUAUUCCCAAGUGACCGCGGCACCCGGUAUCCCUGGAGGUCUUGUGAGCCGUGCAGUCAACUACUCCGGCAUCUACAACAUUACCGCCAUUCGUGCCUACGAUCGUACCUUCAACCGUACCGGCCAGGCACACAUUACUGGCGGUGGACUCUACCAGCGGUUUGUCUACUUGGCCCUCCAGACACGCUUCGUCGGCAAUCCGCUCGAUUACUUGGUGGAGAUUUAUGGACGAUAAGACACACAA